Messenger RNA from Blepharisma stoltei, 1094 nucleotides. NCBI's taxonomy places the organism in Eukaryota, Ciliophora, Heterotrichea, Heterotrichida, Blepharismidae. The record is from the annotation of a GenBank genome assembly.
AUGAUAUGGUUCUUCAUUUUCUGAGUUAUCAGUCACGGAGAAGAAAUAAUUGAGCUGGCUAAAACAGAAAAAGAGCUUGAAAAUGAAGCAGGCUUAGUGUCCGACUUGGUGCAUGAGCUCAAAGAUAUCAGUCAAGAAUCCUAUAUCAUGUCAGUCAUGACUGAAAUCAAUAAUCUCAGAGAUAAUUUAUUCAGAAUCGGAAGAUCACUUGAUAAUCUUGAUAGAUUUGCAUCAGAAUUAGCAAAAAGCACUAUGGAAAUCAAUGAAAAUAAGACCCGUGAUGCUAUUGCAUCAUUUGAUAAGUUAGGUGAAAAUUUAUCUGCAUUAGAAGGUAAAAUUGUGGAAUAUGAAGAAAAAGAUCUGCAUCGUUAUUCAUGCUAGAUUGUAGAGAAGCCCACUGUAGAGUUAAAAACCCCCAAUUUACUUCUAUGCCUAUUCUACUGUUUGCUUUUUAGCUCGCACAAGCCUUGAACUGAGCUGCUCUCUUCUCACUAGGGCCUGAGCUUUCUCCUCAUAAAUCUAAUUUGUUUGCCAUCUUGCCACACCAUAGAUUGCCUCCAAAGAAAAUUCAAAAGUCCGAAUUUUCUUGUCAGCUGUUGGGUACAAUGUAAAUUCAAAGCUUAGGGUGCAAUACCUUAGCACACUGGGUAAAUGUCCAAAUUAUCCAAGAAAUCUUUUUUUGAUAAAGCUUAUAGAGCCCUUCCGGCUUUGUGUCCCAUUUAUCAUGAGGAAAAAUAUUAAUUUUGGAUAAUCAGCUCAGCAUCACCGCUCCACCUGCACCAGCGAAAUUUAUCUUCCUCCCUCAAAAUCCUGGGUUUUCAUUAAGGCCCCUCUAGAGGAGUUAGAGGUUGGCUUGAUUCGCCAUUUUAAUAUAUAUAAAAGAUCUGCAUCAAAAAAUCAAAAAAAACGCAGAAGAAGCUGAAAAUUUCGAUAAAGACUACAAAGCUAAGCUAAAUUCAUUACUAGAUGCAAUGAAAAGCAUUGAAACAGAAUUGGAAAGUGUAUGAAUAAAAACUUUUAUACACAUCUUACUAGGAGUAGCAUGUAUAAUUUUGUUCUUUAGUUGGAAAAUCCUAAAUAAAGCUCUAAAGUAA